This is a messenger RNA of Cherax quadricarinatus, 516 nucleotides long. RefSeq names its product cuticle protein AMP4. Lineage: Eukaryota; Metazoa; Arthropoda; Malacostraca; Decapoda; Parastacidae. Gene Ontology annotation, molecular function: structural constituent of chitin-based larval cuticle. Gene Ontology annotation, cellular component: chitin-based extracellular matrix. The record is from RefSeq and is a predicted model, not a curated record.
CCAUGAAGACUGUCAUCCUCGCCGUGCUGGUAGCUGUGGCUGCAGGUUUCCCCACGGACACCCAGACCCCGAUUCCCAUCGUUCGUCAGUCACAAGUGAACCCAGAGCUCGGAGCUCACAACUUCGAGUUCGAGUCCGCCAACGGCAUCUCCGUCCAAGAAUCCGGCUCAGAGGGGAGUCAAGGAGGUGCUAACCGCAUCGGAGAAUACAGCUAUAUUCAGGAAGAUGGAACCGUAGCCAAGGUGACGUUCGUGGCUGACGAGAACGGUUUCCAGCCACAGUCUGACCUGCUGCCAGUGGCUCCUACCUUCCCCCACCCCAUCCCUGAGUACGUCCUCGUCCAAAUCGCUUUCGCUGAGGAGGAGAGGAAGCGCUUGGAACGCGAGGGCAAGUCUCCCCUGUAAACUCUCUCACAACCUCACAAGACAACGCUACGUUCCUGGGGGAAUUUAAUUAAUCUCUCGCAAAUGAUUACAUUCUUUUUUAUUUAUUCACGUAAAUAAAUUAUUAACGUUC